UCUCCAAACAUGUCUACUGCUGUACAUGACAACGUAAAGAAUUAUUAUGGCUCACGCCUGGAAACUUCAGAGGACUUGCAGACCAAUGCUGCAUGCGUCAUGCCUUGCAGGCCGAUGCCCAAAAGUGCAUGUGAAGCCUUAAAACAAGUCCACCCAGAUGUGUGCAAGAGGUAUUUUGGUUGCGGUCUAGUGGUUCCAGAGAAACUGGAGGGAUGUAAAGUUCUUGAUCUGGGUAGUGGAUCAGGCAGAGAUUGCUAUGUCCUAAGUAAACUGGUGGGAGAGAGGGGUCAAGUCAUUGGAUUGGACAUGACAGACGAGAUGAUAGUUGCCUCACAGAAAUAUGUCCAGUACCACCAGGAGAAGUUUGGAUACUUUAAACCAAACACUGUGUUUGUGAAAGGAUACAUGGAGAAUCUCAGUGAUGCAGGGAUACAGAACAACUCCUUGGAUGUAGUUGUGUCAAAUUGUGUGAUAUGUCUAUGCCCAGAUAAGAAAACUGUGAUAAGGGAAGCGUACAAAGUUCUUAAGGAGGGUGGAGAGUUGUAUUAUAGUGACAUGUAUGCAAACCAAGUUGUUCCAGACUCUUUCAAGGAAGAUCCAGUUUUGUGGGGUGAGGGAAUGGCUGGCGCCCUCUACUGGCAGGAUCUCAUCACUCUGAUGAAGGAGACGGGGUUCAGCGCUCCUCACCUGGUUGCAGGAAGUCACAUUGUGGUUCACAACCCAGAACUUCAGAAAAAGAUAGGUGAUGUUAAAUACGCAUCUGGAACUUACCGGAUCUUUAAAUUGCCUCAACAUUCCCUCAACACAAGAGCACUUGUGACUUAUAAAGGCACCGUGCCUGACUGCGCUGACUAUUUUGAGUUUGAUGCAUCUCAUACUUUCCAGACAGAUGUUCCAGUGGAGGUGAGUGCAGAGAUGGCUGCAGUCCUCCAGCACACGCGUUUCUCUGCUGACUUUAGUAUCGUGAUGUUAGACACUCCAGACCCAAACUUAUCUGACAACCCACAGUAUUGCCACCUCAGCCCGUUUCUUCUCGCGGAUAGACUUGGCUCCUCAGUAAAGCAGUGCUCGAAGACAGGACACUAAGGUAACUGGAUACUCCAGAGGACUAUGUGAUGUAUAUAUCACUACUUUGGCAGUAAGAGUUACAGAGAAUAUACUUAUUCAAAACAGAUUAGGUGACUCUACAGCAAAUUGCAUUCUUCAGGGGUCUUUAUUCAGAUGUGAUAUCAAACCAAUUUAUUUAGACUUUUUACAUCAUAACAUAACACAUAUCUAACCAGUAAUCACGAUACACUGGUUGUGUCCCAUUUCGAAGGCUGUGACCUUCUAGGGAUGUAUGCUAAGCAUAGGUGUCAUUUACACUGGGGACGCUGGGGACAUGUCCCCACCACUUUUUGAAAUGGUUGAUUAAGUCCCCACCACUUUUUGGAAGCAUUUGGUUAAAAUGUUCUGAAAAAUCAAGUGAACCAAGAAAUGUUAAAAGUUUAUUUGCAAAAAAAUAAAACAUGCAAUGCUUUAAAUGUAAGAAUUUUUAGAUAUUUUUACUGAAAACAAGACAAAAAUACUAAGAUUUUUUUUCUUGAAAAUAUUUUUUUGCAAAAAAAAUUCAAGAAAAAAAAUUCUUAGUAUUUUUGUCCUGUUUUCAGCAAAAUAUCAAAAAAUUCUUAAAUUAAGAUAGUUUUUCUUGAUGAGCAAAACUACACAAGAAAAUAUACCAAAAAUAUCAAAUUUAAGUGAUUUUGUGCAUAAAACAAGCAAAAAAAUCUGCCACUGGGGUAAGCAAAAAAUAUUGAAAAUUUUUCUUAAACACUAAAUUCAAGAAAAAUUCAAGAAAAAUAUACUAUAAAAAAUAUUAAUAUAAAAAUAUAACCCAUUGAAAAUGAUUUUUUGCUUGUUUUAUGCACAAAAUCACUUAAAUUUGAUAUUUUUGGUCUAAAAACAAGACUUAUUUUCUUAGGUCAUUCUGCUCAUCAGUAAAAUACAUCUUGAUUUAAGAAUGUUUAGAUAUUUUUACUGAAAACAAGACAAAAAUACUAAGUAAUAUUUUUAGCAGUGUGGCCUACGUUAUGCCCAUUUUUGAUGCACCAUUCUUCAAUAUUUUUCCCAUCUUGCUGUAAUGUUUUUUUCAUCUGAUCUUUUGUCCCCAUCACUUUUCAACACAAACUGACGCCCCUGAUGCUAAGACCGAUUGAUUGUGUCACAGCAGCGCGAUUGAAGGUCAGAAGGUCAAUUUGAAGGAUGCUUAAAAUGAAGCCUCAAAGUGUGUCCUUAUUUCUCCGUCAAAUCCUAGGCUAUCCCAAGAUUCAUUGCGCGCCUGUAGCGGCUGAAUAUAAUGGCUGGAUUUUUUAAAUAAACCAUUAAAACCUUUAUUAAAUAAAAUUGUGUAUUUAGCAGAAAAAAGUUUCUUGUCACUGUUUUAUAAGUUAUGUUUUUUAUUAAAAUUAUUCUGUUUAUGUUUCGUAUAUUUCUAAGGUUGAUUAAUUUGAUAUACAGAUGGUUAGUUUAAUCGUGUCAUAUUUUCUAAAAUAAAUGUAUAUUUUUUUGGUUCCAUAUUUAUUUUAAUAAGUCAGAAAUGUCUCCGCUAUGUCCCGCUGACAGGCACGGUGGGCCGAGUGCUAUAGCCUUUUGAGGUCGCAGCCCUUGAAAUGGGACACAGCUACCAUCUCCAGGUCACCGGAUUCCAUUUCAAGGGGAUGAUCAUGGAUUAUAAGCUUUUGUUAUUGAUAACAUUUUAUAAUAAAAAAAAAAUACUAAUUACUUACUGUAAUAUUUGUAUUCAAAUGCAUCAUUUUGCUAAAUCAAGCCCUUAGAGGCUCAAAUGUGUGUUUUUUUUUUUACUUUAUUUGGAUUCAGAUUUAAACCCGUUUAUAUCCUCACAUAAUGAAAUGAUGAAUAAAUGUGUUAUUUAAUAAUCAUUAAAUCAUACUGUUAUGGUUUUAAUUGUUUUUAACAUAAAGAAAGCUUGUUAAUGCAAUUAAAUGCUCAAUUAUAUAUAUUUUUUAAAAUUUGUAAUAGAAAUGAUAUAGAUAAACUUUUAUUUUGUACGUAUAAAUAUGUAUUUUGUAAUUAUUUGAAAUUGGAACAUGUCUUGUUAUGUGCCAUAAGGGGAACAUUUCAUUCUGAUCAUUACAUUUUAAAUGUUGCAGAAAUGUAACCAAAUCGACCAAAAAGGAAGACUACGAAACGACUCAUCAACAAAUAAGACGCAAUAAUGUGAGAAGUGUUGUAAUACAAAGAUUCUAGAGGAUUCCAUUCCCUUGUAUUACAACACUUCUCAUGUCAUUGCGUCUUUUUUUAAGAAAAAUCCUCUAGUAUCAAGAUCCCCAAACUUGCCAAAUGUACACUGCAAUAGUGUAAAUAUGCAGCAUUUUUGUCAAAUCAACACAUAUUUUUAUGUAACUUUUUCUUAAAAAAUGUAGUUAAAUAAUUUCAACUUGAAUGUAUAAGU
Messenger RNA from Paramisgurnus dabryanus, 3451 nucleotides. The record is from RefSeq and is a predicted model, not a curated record. Lineage: Eukaryota; Metazoa; Chordata; Actinopteri; Cypriniformes; Cobitidae.